Molecule: messenger RNA, 1758 nt
Organism: Necator americanus (New World hookworm)
Lineage: Eukaryota; Metazoa; Nematoda; Chromadorea; Rhabditida; Ancylostomatidae
Exons: 16
Coding region: 1-1758 (585 amino acids)
Biological process (GO): tRNA N2-guanine methylation
Cellular component (GO): nucleus
Molecular function (GO): RNA binding; tRNA (guanine(10)-N2)-methyltransferase activity
Source: RefSeq, a predicted model, not a curated record
AUGAAAAGCGACAUUUUGAAACGACGUCUAAGAGGAGCAGUAGAUGUGACUGCGUAUAAGUCAGAUGCACCGUCAUUUUGUUGUGCUAUUUCGGGGCACACCAUUCUUUCAAUUGUGAAGCCCAGAACCCUGCUAUCGUUCCAAAAUUUUGUUGGUUGGACGGUAGUGGCGCCGAGAAUGGGUGAUGUACAACAAGCUAGUUCCGUAUCUGGCGAUGAUACAAAAGAGUAUGUAAUCGUUCAAGAAGGGAAGGCUAAAAUCGGUUUCCAUGGUCCUGUAUUCUACAAUCCUGUACAGGAAUUCAACAGAGAUCUCACAGUGUCUGUAUUGCGUCAAUUCGUGAAGUCUCGUGCUCAGGGAGAAGCAACUACUUCUAAAGCGAAUGGAACUCCGGUAAGCCCUAUCGCAAAGAAGCAGAAAUUGGAUUUUGACAUCGAGGACAAGCCGAUAAGAAUAUUGGACGCAUUAUCGGCGAGUGGACUUCGAGCGCUUCGGUUCUUCCACGAGGUCGAGAACGUGGAUUUUAUCUUGGCUAAUGAUUUUUCUGAAAAUGCUGUCGAAUCUAUCAAAGAAAAUAUUAUUCUUAACGGAGCAGAGGGCAAAGUUCGUGCUAAAUUCGGUGAUGCUGUUAUGACAAUGAUGGAACAUCGGAGUAUCGAUAAACGGUUUCAUGCUGUAGAUUUGGAUCCAUAUGGUUCCGCUUCCGUGUUUUUGGACUCGGCAGUGCAGUGCGUAGCAGAUCGCGGAAUACUCAUGGUGACUUGUACCGAUAUGGCUGUUUUAUGUGGCAAUACUCCGGAAACUUGCUACAAUAAGUAUGGCUCGACAACGGUCAGGUUGAAAUGCUGCCACGAAAUGGCUCUUCGGAUUCUUCUGCGGUCGAUAGACUCUCAUGCUAACCGCUACUCACGAUAUAUUGAACCAUUGAUAUCUAUAAGUGUUGAUUUCUAUGUGCGAGUAUUUGUUCGUCUGUACACUGGUGCUCGACUAACUAAAGAAUCUGGAACGAAGGUAGGGAACGUGAUUGCAUGCUCUGGCUGUCAUUCCAUGGAAGUUAUGCCUAUACUCAGGAAGGUUGAAGAUGGAAAAAGCUUGAAGUAUUGCUCUAGUGUCGUUCGGCAGUCUAUUAUGGAUUCCAAUAACAAAUGCAUCCACUGUGGUCAUUCCCUUCAUCAUGCUGGUCCUAUUUAUACUGGACCAAUUCACAAUCGCCAGUUUGUGGAAGGAGUUCUGGCUAGCCUCAAAGAAACUCCAGCAGAAGAGCGACUAGGAACGCACAACCGCCUUUUGGGAGUACUUACGAAUGUGGCGGAGGAACUCGAUGAACCGUUAUACUAUGAACAUGAUCAGCUAUUCAAUGUGGUAAAAUGUUGUGUCCCAAAAGCAGUGAGCGUAAGAUCAGCUAUUCUGAAUGCCGGAUACAAGGUAUCAGGUUCCCAUUGCAACCCUCGUGCAUUGAAAACGAACGCCCCUGUGGACUUCCUUUGGGAUAUUUGUCGUUUAGCCGCCAAGGAGGCGAAUGUAACGGCCGACCGACACGACCAGAAAGCCCCAGGUCACAAAAUAUUGUCGGAACCAAUCAAGAAUGAAAUCAAUUUCCAACUUCAUCCUGGAGCCAUCAUUCAAACCAAAAAUGAUCAGAUGGUGCGAUUUCAGUGUAACAAGGGUAAAAAUUGGGGACCGAGGUCGAAAGCGAAAGGAUCCGUCAAUUCGACGUUAGCAGGAUUUUACUCAAAGGUCCCCGAACCCGUUCAAUGA